AACACACCCUAAUACAUAAACCAUAAUUAUGGCUAUGUAUUUAUAAAGGUAACCAAAGUUGGUCAACAAGGUAUUACCAAAUAUAAUUAACCCUUAAUUGCAAUCCCAUAAAACCAUUAACAACAUUUAAUGAAUUCCACGGGCCUAAGACCAUGUGUAGUGGAAGGAGAAUACAAUGCCCCCACCCUAGGGCAUUUUACGCCAUGUGGCGGUCCAGUCAGCAAAGGGACAUUAUUGGGCGUUUUCUAAAAUGGGGUGUAAUGGGGAUGGGGCAUUAUUGGGGCAUUAAAUAAAAUAAAGAAAAAACCCCUAAAAAAUCUCAUUGGUCAGUCAACCCUCCCACAAUCCCCUUUAGGCGUUUUAUAUAUCACGCCAAAGCAAUUUUUUUUGAGCAUAAUGCCCCAUAAUGCCCUAUGUAAUGGGAGUGGGGGGCGUUUUUUUUUAACAUUAUGCCCACAUAAUGCCCCACUACGGAUGGUCUAACCGAGAUGGCCUAUUUCCCCUACACAUGAAGGGACUCAAUUGGGCGGACAAUUACCAACAUGCCGUCCAUUUUACACCACCAAUAUGCCUUUGGUUAACAAUUCUUGAUUUGAGAUAUAAUGAUUUUUUUAUCUUGCUCUGUCGGGUGGUCCAUUUCAUUGCCUGUUCCUACUUACUCUGUGCAAAGUUGGAGAUCAUUGAUAUGUUUUCGACGAGUCGGCUCAAUUUAUAAAUGAGUCAAGUUCAAGCUCAUAUUUCACACCAGAGGAGAGAUUUCGAGCCUAACUGAGUUAGCACUGAUAGUUUUGAGCUUGAACUCGAGUUGAAUCAUGUGCGGAUUGUCGUGAGUAGUCCCACUGAGAGAUUUAAAAUUAAAAAGAGAAUUAGCGUAGAAAGGGUAAGAGCUAUUAUAGACCAUGACACCUUAAUCGGUCACAAAUGUAUAAUUAAUAAAAAAGUAAAAUUUGGCUAGAAGGAGAAAUGGAUAUUGAGUUGCUAAUGAUUGACAUUUUCAUUUGAAUCAAGGUCUCCAAUACUUUGAGCACAUUUGUUGGCCGAAGAGUGGACCUCGCUUUAAGCGGGUCUAUGAGAAAACUCAUAUUAGCCUCUUUUUGCGGAGAUUCAUGUCUGCUUUAGCACAUAAUAGAGGCCCUCCCCGACCAAAUCAUGUUUGUAUUUAAAACACGACAACUCCUUACAAUGAACCACUUGCUCCCCAUAAUUAUUCGGACAAACUUUAUGACAGACUAAGCAAGGCUCAUCAACUAGAAACAAGGGGAUCAUUAAACAGUAUUUAAGGAUGGCACGAUAAUCCACCGCUGACAUGUGUUGGCCUAGCCCUUUAAUGAGGAUAAUGGUUUGGAAAUCUUGAGUGUGAGGGCCUUAAAAGCACUAUAACACUGCUUUCUGACAAGGGGACAGGUUAAACUUCUCUCCCAAACUCUAGAUAGUUUUACUAUAGAUGGCACUCACCAAAAUAUUUUGGGUCUUAGGGGUGUCCUUAUUAAUGAAUCCGCCAAAAUCAAGAUCUGGAAGGGACUUGUGCAAGGUACCCAACACAAACCAACAAUCGAAAUCUAAUCCAUCAAUACCAAAGUCCCACAAAAUGCGAUCCUGUAAACUCCAAGAUUGUGACCUUGAGGCCACGAAAGCGUAAGAAAAUACAUCGUCAGCAGAAUACAAGCCUAAACCCCUGAAAGGGAUCAGCAAGUAUGCCAGCCUCCAUUGAAAAUCCCCAAAAGACAUGCCCCCACAAACCAUAAUGUCCUCGAUCACAUAUUUGAGGCCUUUUUCAAAAAAAAAAAAAAAAAAAAAAAAAAAAAAAAAAACAGAAACAACUUCCUCAAUAAACAUAGGCUGACAAGUUCAAUUCAUAGGCCAAAUAACAACUUGGCAACCGUCAUACAAGAGUGAAGAAGAAGGAGCUUGCAUUGAGGGACCCACAAGCGAGGAAGGCACCUCAUAAGGUCCAUAACACAUGAUGCUCUCUUCACAACCAAAUGCUUGAUAUAGUCGACAUCACGACUAACAGCACCCCCAAGGACUUUCACACCCAAUUUUGGUACACCAAUCCCACAGGGAAACAAACCUCCCUUCAUUUCUGCUUCACUAGGCACUGGCCAAAAGACUUCAUUUCUCUUGCUGUAAAGCUCAAGGGCCAAACAUGGACCCUCGGACCUAAUUGUAUUUGAAGCCUUAUCCACUUCAGCAGUGUCUCGUAUAAUCGUACCACACAUGGAAAAGUAACUUGCACCUAUCCCACACCUGAUAAAUGGGGGGGGGGGGUGAAAAACUAUGGGAAAAAGGAGUGACCCCAAAGGGUCUCUUUAUUGAACCCUAGUCAUGGACCAGAUAUAAUCAUCCCUGGCAUAUAACCUAGUAAGUUACCCAUACAAAAAAUUGACCCACAAGGAGAUGGACGGGCAUCGGGAAUGAACAUCCUAUACGAGUGUCUUCCUAUCCACAAGGUUGAAGACCUUAGAGAAAUCGAUUGUAAGCAUGGCCAACGACCCAUGCGAGUGGAACUUUUUUAAAAGAGUUAAUUACUGUUUUCCCCUCCUUCUUCAUCGAAACCUUAGAGACCAAUCUCAUCCAAAUCACACCUAUAGUAAUAGGCCUAAUCCCAUUGUACGACUGAAGCAGCGACGUUUGGGGGCAGAUGCAACAAACUACGCUAAGCCCUAGGACACCCCCAACCACAAAUUGACCACCUUAGUGAUAACCCUAAGUAGGCCAGUGGCGAUCGUAGACCCCUCUCCACAAAGGGCGUCCAAAAUGUUAAACCCCUCAACCCAUCUAUCCCACAAGAAUUCCAUUUGGGGAAGAAUUAAAUGCGCCCCAGGAUACACUUUACUUCAAUAGAUAAAGAGGAUCCACAAGUAACGAGACAAGCAAAAUGGGGGGGGGGGGCAGGACUAGGUGCUUAUGCACUAACGCCUUGAAAGUAGCAUCCCCAAGUAGGGUAACCCUAGAAGAGCAUAAGACUUUAACGACAACAGUAAAUUGACCAUCGGUGACUUUCCACUGACAUUGCUUAACGUUGACACCCCCUUUAGAAUUACCAUCCUCAGGGAAGCCCUUCCCAUGUCUACCCCCCUCCUCCAUGGUUCAGUUGAAAAGAGAGAGGGUGAUUUUCAGUAAACUCGACCAUGUCUCCCCAAACUGCUAGGACAUGCUGAAUACUAUGACAUUACAGGGACUUCCUAUUCCCUGACCUACACUCUUGUCUGUUUGAAGUCCUGAAACCCGCAACGUGCAGCGAGGUAACACCAAGAGUCUAACCCACGCCUUAACCAACUACGAUAUAGCUAUCACCUUGCACAAAGUUAAGGCCUAGGCAAAAGCCAUGCGACAACUAUGAGGGAUUCUCUUAACAAUCAUGAUAGGAAGAUAGAAAACCUGAUCAAGGAAGACCUCGUCUAACACCACCACCACUUCCAUCCCAAAGAAACAGCAACCCCACUUACCGCUCGAGGCUUAAGGAUCCCCACAAUGAACACUUCUACCACUUUCGUGCCUAACUUGAAACUAGCCAACCCAUCUGUAUGAUGGCAAGCCCGACUGAGGCUAGUGGUGGCGGAAGCUCGGAGGGCCAUCCCCACCGCAGAUGAGUGGAAAUGGUGGGAGAUAGAUAUGAUUUGGAAGUGAGGAGAGUAUAGAAAGAAAGAGUCAAAGAGAUUUAAAAACAGUGAAAGGAUUGGUGGUUCAGGAAGUGAAGUCACAAAUGCACCAUUUAAAAAAUAAAAAAAAUAAAAAAAAAACAUCACUAGUGAUGGGCACCCCUACUAAAAUCCAUCACUAGUGAUGGAAUCAAGCUUAAAUGAUGUGACGGAACAUGAUUGGGUGUUGUGAGUUAUGGAAAACCAUCACUAGUGAAGCGCCCCUACCCCCUUAUACAACGGUGUAUUGGAAAUGGAUACAUUGUUAUCUAACCUUCCAAAGCUUGAAGCAGUUGAUAUCUCUUAUAGCGGCUUAUCUAUUGUGACAAAAAAUGAUGCUCAUUAUGUGAACCCAGAUCUUUAUGAGUUAAGCUUGGCUGCUUGCAAUCUGACCAUGAUUCCAGAUUUCUUACGAGACAUGAAAAAUCUUCGAGUUUUAGAUCUAUCUGGGAACUAUAUAUCGGGUCACAUUCCUACUUGGGCUGGGGAGAUUGGAGGAAAUAACUUGAUUUAUUUGGACCUCUCAGAUAACUUCAUAACAGGCCUCUCAGAAUUCAGGUCAGAUGGAUUGCAAUAUUUGUAUCUGCAUCUCAACCUAAUUAACGGACCACUUCCCCCUUGGAUAUGCAACAAGAAGCACCUUAAGUAUUUGGAUAUAUCACAGAAUGGCAUUACCGAAAUGGAUGCACAAUGCUUGCAAAAUAUAAGCUCCUCUUUAGUGUCUCUGAAUGUCUAUGGAAACAUGAUUCAAGGACCAUUUCCUACGACAAUUUGCAGCAUGGGCAAUUUAAUGUAUUUAGAUAUGUCCUAUAAUAGUUUUUUUGGAGUGAUUCCAGAGUGCCUGAAAAAUAUCAGCUCGUCUCUAGUGUCUCUCAUGGUCCACUCCAACAUGAUUCAAGGACCAUUUCCUACGACAAUUUGUAACAUGCGCAGUUUAUUGUAUUUGGAUAUGUCUAAUAAUAGCUUUCAUGGAGAGAUUCCACAGUGCUUUGGAAAUGUCAUCUCCUCACUUGCACUGAUAGAUCUAGGGGCAAACGAAUUCCAUGGCACCAUUCCGAAACUUAAUGGGUCUUGUGAAUUUUUAGAUGUGCUUAAAUUAAACAAAAAUAAAUUAGAAGGAGAGGUGCCAAGUUUCUUGUGCAACUGUCGAUCCUUGAAAAUACUUCACCUAGAACACAACCAGUUAAAUGGCAAAUUCCCUCAUUGGUUAGGAGAUCUUCAACAGUUGCAGGUUCUUAUCCUCAGAUCAAACAAGUUACAUGGUACCAUUGAAGCCUCUUCUACAUCUGAUUUCGUAUUUCCUAGUUUGCGUAUUUUCGACAUAUCUAAUAAUAGAUUUGUAGGUCGUAUUCCUGGAAAAUAUUUUGAAAAUUUUAAUGCCAUCAAGGACAUGGAGAAGGACCCAAAAACGAAAUUUGUGAAUAUUAGUGGCUUACAUUAUUACUCUAUUAUUCCUUUGAAAGGUUCACAAUUCUCAUAUACAAGCUUUUACAUGACAUUAUUACUUCUUAGUAUUGAUCUAUCCAGUAACAGAUUUGAAGGAGAGAUUCCCAACAUCAUUUGUAACCUUAAAUCGUUGAUGGUGCUCAACUUAUCCAAUAAUAACCUCAGUGGUCAAAUACCAUAUGCUCUAGGAAAUCUGGUCGCUAUGGAAGCAUUAGACCUAUCCAGGAACCAACUCGAAGGAGAAAUCCCUCAAAGCGUUAAGAACUUGAACUUUCUAUCAUCCUUCAACCUCUCACAAAACCAUCUUGUGGGGCGUAUUCCAGUAGGAACCCAACUUCAGUCAUUUGCAGAAGACGCGUUUUAUGGCAAUCCAGGACUCUGUGGGGCUCCAUUAACCAUACAAUGUAUUGAAGCCAAGAAAGAAGAGUGGAUUUACAUGGAACCCGUGAUGCUGGGACUAGGAUGUGGAACUCUACUUGGAGUGGUGUGGGGAUAUCGCAUGUUGUCAACCGGAAGACCAAAAUGGUUUAGUGCAAUUGCUGAUGUGGGAGGGCAUACAAGACGAAAGAAGAGAAAACAAGUACAUAUCAGGAAAAGAAAUUAGAUUUUGUUUUUGAAUGGUACUUGUUUCAUAUGUUUUUCUGUUAAUGGUACUUGUUUCAUAUGUUUUUCUGUUUCAUUUAAAAUUCUGGAUAAAAAGCAGAUUGUUAUGAAUGCAGACAUUUAGGCCCAUAAGCCAAGCCCAAUUUAAUGUUAAUGGGCUUUAGGGUUGCUAUUGUAUUGAUCUAUAUAUACAUGUGUAUAUGUACAUGAUAUGAUGAUGAAUGAAAUGGUGCUCUUUAUCUCUU
Messenger RNA from Helianthus annuus (common sunflower), 5935 nucleotides. Its product is annotated as receptor-like protein 43. The record is from RefSeq and is a predicted model, not a curated record. The transcript has 2 exons. Gene Ontology annotation, molecular function: protein binding. The coding region runs from base 3895 to 5691 and encodes 598 amino acids. NCBI's taxonomy places the organism in Eukaryota, Viridiplantae, Streptophyta, Magnoliopsida, Asterales, Asteraceae.